Iphiclides podalirius (scarce swallowtail) is the source of this 249-nucleotide messenger RNA. The record is from the annotation of a GenBank genome assembly. NCBI's taxonomy places the organism in Eukaryota, Metazoa, Arthropoda, Insecta, Lepidoptera, Papilionidae.
AUGACGAAAGCAGAAGCGUUCUUUUUCCUGGCAGAUGCCUCUUCCCUUAUAUAUUGGGACGAGGAUUAUGGUUCAAUCACGCACGAGGAGCCCGAAAGUUUCGUACCCUACCAUUACUUCUGCAAGCCACCAAAGCAGAAAACCACCACCACAACGCCCCAGCCUACCACCACGAUGGCCACCACAACGGAAGAGCCAACGUGGAUUUGUAUGGUGUGCAUGAAGAAGUGCGGCAGUUUGAAGAGCAAA